ACGUCAUUUAUGGACGGCCCCUUGACAAGGAGACCGCGUUGUCCCAUUACUUUGACUCGCCACACACUGACUUACGCGGUGCAGUGCAGUCACUGCGGCUACGUCGAUUACGCAACCUCGAGUUGACUAACGAGUUGUGGGACCAAUGUGAAUGAUGCACGGCCACACCCAGCAAACAUCCUCCCGUUCUCGCCCUGCGACACAAAGACGCUGUCGUGGUGGUUAGCGAGCACCUAUUAUUAUGAAGGUGUCUCUCGCACACACAGCCUAGCGAGCGGGUUGCCACGGCUGCGUUUGAUUUGACAACACACACACACACGCGCACAGCUGCUGCUGCUGCUGUUGUUGGCGUAGAGAGUUAGCAAUGUUUGUGGUGCCGUGAACGUGAGCCGAAUGCUUCGAAGCCUCAGUCGGCUUUUUUCAAACCGCGGGCGGACAGACAGACGACAGCACCGUUUUCCCUCCACGUGGAGCUCGGCAAGCCACGGGGAUGGAGGAGAGAUACGUCGCCUCGAUGGUUCUGAGCGGCGUUGGUGAUGCUCUGGGCUACCGCUCCGGCUCGUGGGAGUUCUGCCACAGCGGCGAAAAAAUCGCGGAGGAGCUUGCCGCCUUGGGCGGGCUGGCCAGCCUGCACCUCACCCCUUCCGGCAGGUGGCCCGUGAGCGAUGACACGGUCAUGCACCUGGCCACGGCGGAGGCGCUGGUGAACGCGUCCGCGAGGGCCGAUGCCGUGGGCCCCGAUGGACCGCUGUACCCGGAGAUCGCGCGGUGCUACAAGGCGUGCAUGAGUGACAUGAAUGGACGGGCGCCAGGUCUCACGUGCAUGUCGGGAGCCCGAUCGCUGCGGCCGUCCGUACGGCUGGGCUGGACGACGCCGUUCAACCCGCACGGCGGCGGCUGCGGCGCCGCGAUGCGCUCCAUGUGCGUGGGGCUGCGCUACCCGUCGCCGCGCCGCCUCGCCGAGCUGGUGGCCGUGAGCGUCGAGUGCGGCCGCAUGACCCACCACCACCCCACGGGCUACCUCGGGUCGCUCGCGUCGGCGCUGUUCGCCGCGUACGCCGUGGCGGGCAAGCCGGCGCGCGAGUGGGGCGCCGGGCUCAUGGCCACGCUGCCGUUGGCGGCUCAGUACGUGCGCGACGCCGGCCGGGACGUUGACGAGAACCUCGCCGCGUGGAGCUACUUCGAGGACAGCUGGCGCCGAUACCUGGACAUCCGCGGAAUCUCCGACGGCGCGAGCGAGCCCUCGUUCCCGGCCGCUCACGGCACCGUGGCGGGGCGCGACGCCUUCUACAAAACGCUGAGCCACAGCGGCUGGGCCGGCGCCAGCGGGCACGACUCUACCAUGGUGGCGUACGACGCCGUGCUCGCCGCCGGCGACUCGUGGAGCGAGCUGUGCGAGCGCGGCGCCCUGCACGGCGGGGACAGCGACUCGACCGGCGCCAUCGCGGCCUGCUGGUGGGGUGCGGUGUACGGUCUCGCUGGCGUCCCCGCGGGACACCACCAGCAGCUGGAAUACCGCAGCAGGCUGGAGAUGGCCGGGCGCAAGCUCUUCAAGCUCGCCAACAAAGAUUGCGGCGAUUCGGGGGUGGGAGUGUGAAGCGGUGGUGGUCGGUUGGUGGUUUGGUGGUGGUCACUCCGUACGAUUCCUGAAAGUGAGAUUUCCCCUUCGUUCACCGCUGAUUUACAUCGCAAACUCGAAGGGGAAAUUUCACUCGAGAUAUUUUGCGCGUCUGACUUUAAUGGCGACCCGGAAAAUAUUGUACAGUGAACCUUGCACACCGCAACCAAUAUUAUUAUAAUAGUACUACCUUUUUUGCCCGUUCAAGGACGGAUGUAUAUUGCAGUAAAUCUAAUGAAAGGGGCGGCCUCUUUUUCAGUGACGUCACUGCACGGAUGUAGCACUGUGCUGCGUAGAUUAUUUUUUACCGUUGCUUUCUGUAAAGAAACAUCAUAUUUGAAGCGACUUUGGUAUAACAAUAAUUCAGCUCGACCUGCUGCGUUCGUGUAAAAAUCCACCCUCUCAUGAAUAUUAAGGAGGGGGGGGGGGUGGCCCUCACGUGGAGUGACGUCACCCGGGGGGGUGGGCCUCAUGUGGAGUGACGUCACGCACGGGACGGACAGACAUUUCUGGGUGAUUAUAAUUAUCGUAGGUAAUCGAUAAUUUGGUACAUUUCCAAUUCAUCGCUUGUUGCAGAGUACCGCGGUUCGAAUCUAUCGGCCAUCGCGGUUAUGUCUGUAGGUAUAUUAAUUGUAAAUCAGUGAGCAUGUUGAUUGUUUACUUGCCGUGGGAGAUUGGUGGAGGGUGGGGGAGGGGCGGUGUGUCAUGUU
Messenger RNA from Lethenteron reissneri (Far Eastern brook lamprey), 2328 nucleotides. RefSeq names its product ADP-ribosylarginine hydrolase (gene ADPRH). The record is from RefSeq and is a predicted model, not a curated record. Gene Ontology annotation, biological process: protein de-ADP-ribosylation. Gene Ontology annotation, molecular function: magnesium ion binding; ADP-ribosylarginine-[protein] hydrolase activity. Lineage: Eukaryota; Metazoa; Chordata; Hyperoartia; Petromyzontiformes; Petromyzontidae.